Messenger RNA from Durio zibethinus, 1370 nucleotides. Its product is annotated as tetraspanin-6-like. Gene Ontology annotation, biological process: auxin-activated signaling pathway. The record is from RefSeq and is a predicted model, not a curated record. Gene Ontology annotation, cellular component: membrane. NCBI's taxonomy places the organism in Eukaryota, Viridiplantae, Streptophyta, Magnoliopsida, Malvales, Malvaceae.
AGAACUGUAAAGAAUAAAUGAAGUUCCUUAGUCACUAAGAAGUGUAGAUUAGUCAUUUCAGCACACAUCAAAAUAAAUAAAGUUUGUGAUCAAACCCACAGAGAGAAAAGCAAAUAUAGAAGAUCAGCAAAGAGGAUAAACAUUUUGAAUUCUUGAAGGCUUUUUAGGAACUUGAAAAAAAAAAAGGAGAAGCAAAGCAACUAGCGCAUGUCCCAAUUAAACAAAAGAGAAAAAGGUAGAAGAAGACACCAUAUAACAAGAAAAGAAGCAAAACCAAAAAGAAAGAUAAAGAUACAAAUAAGUAGUAGAGAAGAAGAGAGCACUUCAAGUGGUGCAAAAGAAAAAAAAUUCUCCCAAAAAGAAAAAUUCAGUGAGAUACAAAGAAGAUGUAUAGGUUUAGCAACACUGUGAUAGGUUUCUUGAACCUGUUCACACUGUUAGCAUCGAUACCGAUCAUCGGAGCAGGUUUAUGGAUGGCAAAGAGUAGUACAACCUGUGAAAAUUUCCUUCAAACCCCAUUACUUGUAUUAGGUUUUGUGAUAUUGAUAAUUUCAUUGGCAGGUUUCAUUGGAGCUUGUUUUCAUGUGGUUUGGGCACUUUGGGUUUAUUUGCUUGUCAUGUUGUUUAUUAUUGCAACUUUGAUGGGAUUGACCAUAUUUGGGAUUGUGGUUACAAGCCAAGGUGGUGGAGAGCAAAUCCCUGGUAGGGUUUAUAGGGAGUAUAGGUUGGAAGAUUAUUCGCCUUGGUUGAGAAACAGGAUCAAGGAGCCUCAGUAUUGGAAUACUAUCAGGGGUUGCUUGUUGAAUUCCAGGACUUGUGCCAAAAUUGCCUUUUGGACUCCUCUUGAUUAUCUUAACAAUGACAUGACCCCAAUCCAGUCUGGUUGCUGUAAGCCACCGACAUCAUGCAGUUACAACGUGGUGACAAUGGUAGCUCAAAACCCAGAUUGCUACAGAUGGAACAAUGCUCCAACCAUGCUUUGCUAUGAGUGUGAUUCAUGCAAAGCAGGGGUGCUUGAAUCUGUGAGAAGGGACUGGCAUAAACUCUCAGUUCUAAACAUCGUCGUGCUUCUGCUGUUGAUUGGGAUUUUUUCAAUUGGUUGCUGUGCUUUCCAAAACACUAAGAGGGCUGAAACUGAUUACCCUUAUGGCCAAAACAGGAUGUCCAAAGUUAGACCAAGAUGGGAUUACUAUUGGUGGAGAUGGUGGCAUGACAGAAAACAACAGCUUUAUUAACUAUUUUUUUUUUCCUUUUUUGCUAUCUUCCCUAAAACUUUAUUGGUCAAUGUUCCAAUGGGUUCUAUAAAGAGCGACAAUGCAGUUGUUUCUCUGUGUACGGCAUUGCAACUUUUUUUUUUUUAACAGAGUUUA